AAAAAAAAUCCAAAUACCUCUUACAAAUUUUUAUCUGUCAUUGAACCAAUAAAGACCCAUAUCUGUUUUUAUCAAACUUACAAGAUGAUAAAUGUAAAACUGACCACAUUUUAAAAACAUACUCAUUGAGUUGCAUAACAGAUAGAAAAUAUACCUGUUUAAAAAUAUACCAUAGUUUCUGCUCUAAACGAACUGUCAUGUGAUUUACUGGAGAUCUGACAGCCUUAAUGUCUUGUUAAUCCUGUUAGACUGGAUCUGAAACUAUUGCUAGUUCAAGAUUCUAGAGUCAAUAUUUGUACAUUUGAUUGCUUUGUUUUUUUGGGUUUUCUUCUUCCUAUCAACUUAUUUAAUGUUGAAUAUUAAAUCAAAUGAUAAUCAAACUUUUUAAGUUUGAGUUAGUUCCAUCUUGUUUAAUUAAAUGUAAUUAUAUUUUGACUCAAAACUCCAAAUAGAAUCAAUAUUUUAUAUACCAUUUGACAGAUUUAAGAGACAUAGUACAAUAAUUAAGACAUCAAUAAGUGGUUAAUUAAAAACAAAAUCAAACCCACAUAUAUAAUACAAAGCAUAUGUUUAUUAAAUAAAUCUUUACAAUUGUAUCUUUUUAUACAUAAUAGUAGGUGCAAGUUGGUGUUUAUAUUCUUACCAAAGAAAUUUAAAAGAAGCUUUGAAACUAUAGGAAGGUGUUUAAUAUAGUUAAUAGUUGUCAAAGGUAAUGAUUUAAUGAGUUUGAUUUUGCACAAAUUCUACUCACUGUCAGUGCUACCAUUGACCUCUGAUGACUGAAUACUAUCAACACUGUGUGGUGUAAGACUUGACCUAUUAUUUAAAAUUUUACAUUUCUUUCCAAUGAUAUAGUAACAGAGCCAAAACUAAAUGUUGCCAUGGCCACUUCUAAAGAGACAGACUGUUUUCCUGCUAUAGAAGGACAUUAUGGCAAAGACUACACCAAUCAAACUCAAAACAAAUCAAAUCUAGAGGUAGACAUCCUCACGGAAUCUAAGCGAAAAAGUCAUGAAGAGUGUGACUUCAGUGACACUGACUCACUCAGGAGCUUUGAUUUUAUUUUUCCUAACCUGACAAUUGUGUCAACUGGAAACUCUGCAGCCAUCCAGUUUGGAACAGAAAACAUUCUACUAGGAGAAAAACAAACUAAUAUUGAAAAUGCAGAAAUAUCCAGGAUUGUUCCUUUACAGAGGAAGAUAUCAGAACGUCACGUCUCUGUGAUCAACAUUACCGGUUUACAUGAGGCUGAACUUUACCUGGACUCUGUGGAUCAUCACAUUGGUCAACUAAUGAAUGAAAAUGAAAUCCACGCCUUCAUCUUUGUUGUGCGACUGGGCCAGUUUACAGAUGCUGAUAAGAUUUGUUUUGAGUGGCUUCAGAGAGUGUUUGGUGACAAAGUUCUUCAGUUUGUGAUGAUUCUCUUCACCUAUGAGAGAAAAGAAGAGUGUGACACAAUAAAAGAUAUAAAAGAUCCUGUUCUGGAAAAAUGUGGGGGAAAAUAUCACACCUGUAACAAGAUGAUGAACAAUCCAUCAGAGAUGAGAGAACUGAUGAACAAGAUUGAGCAUCUGUUUCAUGAGAAUCAACAACAUUGCUACACUGGAGUGAUGUUCAAUGCAGCAUUAAAAGAGAGAGAAAACCUGAAAAACAGUGAAUCAUCUAAGCAACCAUCUAAAAGAGAAAACCGUUCCAAAAAUUUCAAAUCGACAACAGCGUCACAUAUUUGCAGAGAAAUAACUACAACAUCAGAGACUGGAGAAAAACAUGACCAGAGCAGAGCAGAACAAAUAUAUCACCUAUUUCACAGACUUCAUCUUAAAGACAGGUACCACAAUAAACUGAGAGCUGCAGAUGUUCUUCAGAUAACUGGACAUUCAUUACAGUCCCAUGAGUAUUGUACUGAACAGGAGCUGAUUCAGACUUUCCUACAAAAACUACUGAUGAUGAACUACAGAGCAAGAUUUAUUAUAUCUAAAGAGAAAAAUGAGGAAGAUCACACACAACGAAAAGACAAUCACUCAUCUGAAGAUGAAAGUGAUAUUUUUCAUGAAAUGUUUUUAUCUAACUAUGGAGCAAGCCAGUCUAAGGCCAUUCACCCGAUGGAUGUUCAGAUGGCCGUGUUUCAUUGUGCCGAUAGUUUCCUGAAGCAGCUGAUGGUCACUAAACUGUCCCAGUGUCAGUACGCUCUGCCUCUGCUUCUUCCUGAUCCAUUCACACAACAGAUUGAGUUUCCUCUCUGGACAUUUAGAGAAAUCACCAAGAGCUGGAAGAUCAGAAACACCAACAAUGAAAUCAUCAGUCAAACCCAGCCGAUCUACAAAGCAGAAACUUCAAUGGUGUCUUUCUUCAGGUUUGGCUCUGUGCCUUCAUCCAAGUCUCAGCUGAUGAACAGUCUGAUCAAUGAGAAACACAACACGUUCUUCCACAGGAACUGCCCAGGCAGCAGCAGAACCAGAGAACUGAUGGAUGGAGUGGUGGAGAUCGCCUGGUUCUGCCCCUCUGGAUCAUAUGAUGAUAAAUUCACUGACUGUGUUGCAUUCUGUAAUCUACACGGUGAUGCAGGAGACCAUGAAAAACAGCUUCAGAUCCUCACUGAAAUGGCCUCAGUCAAUGUUGUUCUUCUACCACAACUGGACAGGAAUGACAAAAGUGCAGCAAUAAUACAAAACAUGUACAGGAACUCAAAGCCACUCAUUUGUCUUUUUACUGAGAAUGAAUCUGCUGUAACUGAAAUAAAGAAAAGAAAAUAUAAGAUUGGUCUGAAAAAUAGAAAUCAGUCAGUUGUAUCUGAAGAACUCAGAAGAGCUAUAAAUGACUGUCUCUCAGAAUCAUCUUCCACUCUCAGACUUGAAGAUGUGUCCAAACACUCAGAUGUCAGAGUAGAUGAGGAAGAUGAUGAAGACUGCAGGAGAGGAAGAGAAGCAGCACAGAAGAUGAUGAGUUUACUGGAGAAGAAAGAUCUGACAGAAAUCAAAGAAUCAGUUCUGCCUCAUCAGGGGAAACUGUGGCAUCAGUGGCGUCAGAAGAACAAGGAACUACAUCGACCUAAAGCAGAUGAGAUAGAAAUGGACAUCAGUAGAAAGAAAACAGAGUUGAAAAGAAUUCGUCAGCAUCAGUAUGAAUCUGACAUAAGAGAGUUUAUUAAGUUCUUCAUUAAAGAAAUUAACUCAGGUGCUGCCAAUAAAAAUAUAUAUUUUCUCAAAUGGCUCAGAAUCCUCCUGGAUGAAUAUACCUCAGGUGACCUUUCUUAUCUAAAUCACAAAUAUGAUGAAAAGUGGUCAACAGUCUUAAAACUGAAAGAGAAUUGUAAUAAAAUUGAACAACUUAAAGCUGAACAAACUGAACUUGAGAGAAUAUCUGAGAAGCUUCAAGCUGCAGCCUUUGGUUUGGAGCACAUCAUGAGGGAGAUCGGUCAGAUCUAUGAAUCAUGUUCAUCUGUGAAGAAGAACAAGAAAGACCUGCAGUUUGACUUCUCUUCUCUCCCGAGUCUUGCAGCAGAGAUGAUGAUCUCUGGAUUUCCACUGGAGCUGAUGGAUGGAGAUGCUGCUCAUGUUCCUGUGAUCUGGAUCUCUGCUGUUCUAGAUGAACUCAUCCAGAAACUGGGAGACCAGAGAGUCUUUGUGCUGUCAGUUUUAGGGCUUCAGAGCUCUGGGAAAUCCACCAUGCUGAAUGCCAUGUUUGGACUCCAGUUUGCCGUCAGUGCUGGCAGGUGCACCAGAGGAGCUUUCAUGCAGCUGGUCAAAGUGUCAGACGAGAUGAAAACACAGAUGAACUUUGACUAUAUUCUGGUUGUUGACACUGAGGGUCUUCGUGCUCUAGACCUGGCUGGAAGAUCAAGAAGACAUCAUGACAUUGAAUUGGCCACAUUUGUUGUUGGUCUUGGAAAUCUGACAUUGAUCAACAUCUUUGGAGAAAACCCAUCUGAGAUGCAGGACAUUCUUCACAUUGUUGUUCAGGCCUUCAUGAGGAUGAAGAAGGUCAGACUGAAUCCCAGCUGUGUGUUUGUGCAUCAGAAUGUUUCAGACAUCACAGCUGUAGAGAAAAACAUGGAGGAAAAGAGACGACUGCAGCAGACACUGGAUAAGAUGACUAAACUCGCUGCUGAAGAUGAAGUUUGUGAUGCAGAAUGUUUCAGUGAUGUCAUUGCAUUUGAUGUACAGAAUGAUGUGAAGUAUUUUGCUCAUCUUUGGGAGGGAAACCCACCCAUGGCACCACCAAACCCAGACUACUGUGAAAAUAUUCAAGACCUAAAGGAAACUAUUAUAUCUUGUGCAGAAAAACCCCAUGGAAUGAUGCUGAUAGACUUAAAAGAUCAUAUUAGAGAUCUAUGUGAGGCUUUACUGAAGGAACGAUGUGUCUUCAGCUCCAGAACUGCUCUGGAGAUUUCAGCCUACAGGAAACUGGAGACUGAAUACAGCAAGUGGUCCUGGAGGCUUCGCAGUGCCAUGAUGGAAACUGAGAAUAAACUACACAACAAAAUAGAAAAUGAAGCAAUUUAUAAGUUUGAAGAAACUGAUCUUCAAAGAGAACUGAAGAAGACAAGUGAGGAUGUGAAAAACUCAAUGUCAGAAUUCUUUGAGAAAGAUGCUGAUAUAUUGGUUCAGUGGAAAAAAUCAUUUGACGUAAAAAUGAAAGAGAUUCAGGAAAACAUUGUGAGAGAAACAAAGAGGAAAUUAAAUGAGAUUCUUCAGCAGCGAGACCUAAAGAAAAAGACUGAUGAUCAGAAGACACAUCAUGAAAACACUCUCUAUGAAAAGAGCAAAGAACUUGCCUUAAAACUCAAAGACAAAACAACUGAUGAACAAACACAGAAGAAAGAAUUUGAUUCAUUUUGGAAAAAGAGUGUUGACAGGAUUCUCUCAGACAGUCCUCAAAUUAAAGACACUGACAUAAUGACAGAUGUGAGAGAGAUCCUCAAAAACAUCUAUAGAAGUUCUCUUGUAUACAAUUGCAGUGAGAGCUAUGAUAUUUUUACUGUGACGACUUACUCUCAAUAUGUCAUUUUCAGAAAUUCCACAAAAACAGUUAAAGAAACAUGUGGAUUUGAUCAAAGUCUUUCUCUAGAAGAUGAAGCCCAAAUAAGAUCAUUAGUCACAGAUGUUGCUCAGCAGACAGACAGAAUGAUUCAGUCAUUUAACAUUUCAAAGAUGGGCUACAACAUCAGCUACAUUCAACAACUCACAGGUUACAUCAAGACAAGAGUAACAGAACAUCAGAAAAGACAAUUGAAAUAUGUGUUCAAGAUUGAUUUCUUCAUGGAUUUGGUUCUUUCUAUCAGUAAAAGGGCAAACAAGAUGAUCACUGACCAACACAGACUCUUCAAAGAAGCCAAUGAUCCUAAGAUAUAUGUAGAGAAGAAGAGAGAAGAGUACUAUAGUGUUUUCCAGAAAUACUGUCAUGGAGCAACAUCAGCUGCCAUUUUUGGUGAGAUCAUCUGUCAGAAACUGAAAGAGCCCAUUGAGCAGAGUGUCUACAAGAAGACUGCCAGAGAUCUGACUGAUGGAAUGAGAACAAACUGUGAAUCACUGAAUGGAAACGGAUCAAAUCUGGAGAAACACAUCCUGAAGACACUGGCAGAUGAAGAGGACUUCAAAAAAUACAUGAACUACAUUCAUAAUCCCAGAGAUCAUUUCAAGAGUUUCAUCAGAGAUGAAGUCAGUCAGUACAUCACUGAUAAGUUCAGUGUCAGUGUUUUACCCAAGAUGAAGGAGAACAUUGAACUCCUGCAGCAGAAGAUCAUGAAAGCAGUACAUGAAUCUACUGAACAUGUUCAAGUGAACAGAGGAGAUGUUGGUUUGUGGUUGAAGAGUUUCACACAGCAGAUCUCAGAUAUGCUGAUCUUCUCUGAAAAAGACCUCAAUGGAGUGAAACAUGAUGAUGUUGAUGAUUUAAACCUCCUAGAAGAUGUGAUAAGACAAGAGCUUCCUACUAUAAUAUCAGACAUCAGCAGAAGAUUCAACACAGAGACAUUUCCAGUAAAUCUGGACUAUAAAUUUAGACCAGAUGAGCUUCUGAUUGAUCACUUCUGUCAGUGUUGUUGGGUUCAGUGUCCGUUUCGUAAAGCCAUCUGCACCAACACCAUAAAAAAACAUCAUGGAGAUAACAGUGCUCCUUUCCACAUAGAGAGAGGAAAUGGAAGGCAUUUCCCACAAGCACAGUAUCUCUGUGCUGUUAUUUGCACAAAAUUAGUGGCAAGUGAUCAGGAUUUCUAUGUACCAGAUGGAAGGUUCCCUUCUAGAGAAUACAGAAGAGCAGGAGGAGUUUAUGAAGACUUGAGCAUCACCUCUGAUCUCUCUGAACUGCCCUACUGGAAGUGGUUUGUCUGCAGAUUUCAGAAAGAUCUGGAAAAACACUACAGUAAAACAUUUGAGGGGAGUUUUAAAAUAUCAGAUGAAUGGAGAAAAUACUCAAAACAGAAUGCUAUUGAGUGUUUGGGUCAAUGUAUCUAAUGGAGCAGAUAGUGAAUGAAAAUCUCACUUUUCCUAUUAGAUUCUCCUCAGAUCACAGUUAAAAAACGAGCUUCUAUCACAUAUCAGCAAAAAUCUGUACUCAUCUACGCCUCACUCCAUGGAGAACUAACAGAGUACACUGAUACAAGAGCUUUGAAGACAAUAUUCAAUCUUAAAGUGGAGCUACACAUUUUUUUUAGACAUUUUUAUUGAAAAAAAUGUAUGCAACAUUUAACAAAAAUUGUUAUUGUGGAGCAUUUUAUAGCUUUCCUUUUUUUUCCCUUUAAGUUUGGAUGUUAAAUUAUUUGUAGAUAUUCAAAUUAAUAAAUGAGCUUAAAGUUAUUGGGAUUAUAAAAGUAGAGUGUUUGUAGAAAUACAAACAAAAGCUUAAUUUAAAGCAACUUUAUGUAAUUUUGUGUAUUUUAUCAAUAUUACUGCCCCCUACAGUUAAUGGGCAAGUUGUCAUUCACUGGAAUUCACUCUUGAUUUACACCAUAUUUAAUUCUUAUGCAUAAUCGAAAAAAG
This is a messenger RNA of Megalobrama amblycephala (Wuchang bream), 6977 nucleotides long. RefSeq names its product interferon-induced very large GTPase 1-like. NCBI's taxonomy places the organism in Eukaryota, Metazoa, Chordata, Actinopteri, Cypriniformes, Xenocyprididae. The transcript is spliced from 5 exons. The record is from RefSeq and is a predicted model, not a curated record. The coding region runs from base 882 to 6452 and encodes 1856 amino acids. Gene Ontology annotation, molecular function: GTP binding.